AUGUUGUCCAGCCCUACAGUUACCUUGGUUGGUGCGCUGUCUGUGGCCUUCUUGGUCGUACGCUACUUCGCACAACUACAUCACCACCGUAAACAAUCCAAAGCCCUACACUGCAAGCCUGCCCGUUCGGGCUCCUCAGGUUUCUUCGGUAUUCCAGGUUUUACCCGAUUGACCAAGGCUGUUCGUGAAAAGCGCUGGAUCGAGCAUCUCUACAACGAAUAUACUGUCUAUGGAAAUACCUACAAACAGACAUUCCUCUCUCGCAAUCUAAUCACCACUAUCGAGCCUGAAAAUGUCAAGGCAAUUCUCGCUACCCAAUUCAAAGAUUUCUCUCUUGGAACACGACACCAGCAAUUCUACCCACUCCUGGGCGAUGGCAUCUUCACUCUCGAUGGUGCGGGGUGGUCUCAUGCGCGCGGAUUAUUACGCCCGCAGUUCACUAGAGACCAGGUCGCCGAUCUUUCUAUGUUAGAUGAUCACAUCUCCAACUUGAUCGACCUUAUCCCCAAGGACAGAAGCAGUUUCGACAUCCAACGUUUAUUUUUCCUGCUGACCCUAGACUCGGCAACGCACUUCCUAUUUGGGGAAUCGGUAGGCGCACAAGGUUUCGCCCACGCGUUUGGAACCGCUCAGGAUUAUCUCGCUGCACGGAGUCGCGCCCAGGGUCUGUACUGGGUUGUCAAUCCCAAGGAAUUCCGCGAGGCAAGUCGACAGGUUCACGAAGUCGUCGAUCACUAUGUCAAUCUCGCUCUCGAGUCGAAACGUGACCCCGAAAAGAAGAUCGACGGUCGGUAUAUCUUCCUCGAAGCACUGGCGGCCGACACUGAUGACCCCAAAAUGCUACGCGAUAACAUGCUCAAUAUUCUAUUGGCUGGUCGCGAUACCACGGCCAGUCUGCUAAGCUCGACGUUCUUCUACCUUUCGCGUCACCCUAACGUGUGGAACCGGCUGCGCCGCGAGAUCGUGGAGGUGUUCGGAGAUGCGAAGAACCCGCGGUCGGAAAUGACUCAAACCAAGUUGAAGGAUAUUCCUUAUCUGCGAUAUGUGUUGAAUGAAGUUCUUCGUCUCCAGCCUCCCGUCCCUGUCAACUUCCGCGUUUCGACAAAAGACACCUCCCUACCAGUCGGCGGUGGCGCUGACCAGCAAUCCCCGGUCUAUAUCAAGAAGGGCACGAUGGUUGCCUACAGCGUCUACGCUAUGCACCGCCGGACCGAUCUACGGGGUAAAGGACGCGACUUCCUUCCGGCCCGAGCGCUGGGAGGAAAACGCGAAGCAUGGCUGGGAAUACCUUCCUUUCAAUGGCGGCCCGCGCAUCUGUCUUGGACCUACACCGUCGUUCGUCUGAUGCAGCGCUUCGAUACCCUCGAAAACGCGGACCCUCAUCCUCGAGAGGAGCCUAUUAAGCUAUCUAACCUGACGAUGUCGCAUGAUCUUGGCGUGCCUAUUCGUUUGUACUCUUCGGAUAAGAUUUAG
Messenger RNA from Penicillium mononematosum, 1473 nucleotides. Its product is annotated as cytochrome P450. The record is from RefSeq and is a predicted model, not a curated record. The coding region runs from base 1 to 1473 and encodes 490 amino acids. The transcript is spliced from 5 exons. Lineage: Eukaryota; Fungi; Ascomycota; Eurotiomycetes; Eurotiales; Aspergillaceae. Gene Ontology annotation, molecular function: iron ion binding; oxidoreductase activity, acting on paired donors, with incorporation or reduction of molecular oxygen, reduced flavin or flavoprotein as one donor, and incorporation of one atom of oxygen; heme binding.